UUGUUGUGGGAUUGAUAAGAGAACCAUCGAAAAAUUUGAAAAAGAGGCUGCCAGGAUGGGAAAGGGCUCCUUCAAGUAUGCCUGGGUCUUGGACAAACUGAAAUCUGAACAUGAGCUUGAUAUUACCAUUGGUAUCUCCCUGUGGAAAUUUGAGACCAGCAAGUACUAUGUGAUGAUCAUUAAUGCCCCAGGACAGAGAAACUUUAUUAAAAACAUGAUGACAGGCACACCUCAGCCUGGUUAUCCUGUCCUGUUUGUUGCUGCUGGUGUUGGUGAAUUUGAAGCAGGUAUUUUGAAUGGGCAGACCUGUGAGCAAGCCCUUCUGGCUUACACUCCAGGUAUGAAACAACCAAUUGUUGCAGUUAACAAAAUGGGUUUCACUGAGCCGCCCUGCAGCCAGAAGAGAUAUGAGGAAAUUGUUAAGGAAGUCAGCACCUACAUUAAGAAAGUUGGCUGCAGUACUGACAUGGUAGAAUUUGUGCCAAUUUCUGGCUGGAAUGGUGACAACAUGCUGGAGCCAAGUGCUAAUAUGCCUUGGUUUAAGGGAUGGAAAUUCACCCAUAAGGAUGGCAAUGCCAGUGGAACCACGCUGCUUGAAGCUCUGGAUUGCAUACUGCCACCAACUCUUGCAAAUGAUAAUCCCUUGCGUCUGCCUCUCCAUGAUGCCUAUAAAACUGGUGGUAUUGGUACUGUUCCUGUGUGUUGAGUGGAGACUGGUAUUCUCAAACCUGGCAUGGUGGUCACCUUUGCUCCAGUCAACAUUACAACAGAAGUAAAAUCUGUUGAAAUGCACCAUGAAGCUUUGAGUGAAGCCCUUCCUUGGGACAAUGUGGGCUUCAAUAAAGAGAACAUGUCUGUCAAAGAUAUUUGUCGUGGUGGUGUGGCUGGUGACAGCAAAAAUGACCCAUGGAUGGAAACAGCUGGCUUUACAGCUCAGGUGAUCAUCUUGAACCAUCCUGGCCAAACUGGUGUUGGUUACGCACCUGUGUUGGAUUGUCACACAGCUCACAUUGCUUGCAAGUUUGCUGAAUUGAAGGAGAAGAUUGAUUGUUGUUCUGGGAAAAAGUUGGAAGAUGGCCCCAAGUUCUUGAAAUCUGGUGAUGCUGCCAUUGUUAAUAUGGUUCCUGGGAAGCCCAUGUGUGUUGAGAACUUUUUUGACUAUCCUCCUCUGGGCUGUUUUGCUGUUUGUGACAUGAGACAGACAGUUGCUGUGGGUGUCAUCAAAGCUGUGGACAAGAAGUCAGCUGGAGCCAGCAAGGUCACCAAGUCUGCUCAGAAAGCUCAGAAGGCUAAAUGAAUAUUAUCCCCAAUA
Messenger RNA from Phacochoerus africanus (Common warthog), 1312 nucleotides. Its product is annotated as elongation factor 1-alpha 1-like. Lineage: Eukaryota; Metazoa; Chordata; Mammalia; Artiodactyla; Suidae. Gene Ontology annotation, molecular function: GTP binding; GTPase activity. The record is from RefSeq and is a predicted model, not a curated record.